AUGUCUCCUUCAACAACCUCCGUGCCUGUUGCACUUUCCGCCGAGGCCAUUGAAGACCUCAUCUACGACGCCCGAGCCGGUGAUCUCGAAGCUUUGAACUCCGACAUCGCCACUCUUUCCUCGCAGCACAGCUGCCCGGAGUGGCAGAUCGUAGCAUCCGCCAUCGACACCGAAGAAGAGAGCGAAGGCGGCACCGGAGCCUGCGUCUUGCACUUCCCCGCCGCAAAUGGAAACUCCGAAAUCCUUAACGCUCUUCUCCAAAAACUCGCUGGCGCCGAAGCGGCCCAGCGCACAUCAUUCCUGAACCACCGUAACCACUCUGGUAACACGGCGUUGCACUGGGCUGCCCUGAACACCCACCUGGAGUGUGUCAAGGCCCUUGUUGAGGCUGGUUCCGAUGUUACUAUCAAGAAUGAUGCUGGCCACGAUGCUGUUUUCCUUGCUGAGCGGGCUGCGUGGUCUGCUUCUGCUGAGGAGGUCAAGGAGGAUGAGGAGGGUAACCAGGAGAUUGAGAUGACUAUUGGUGAGAGCGAGGAGGGUGCUGAUAAUGCCGGAGAGAUGUCUGCUGGCAGACAGGUUGUUGAGUGGCUGUUGAGCUCGGAGAAGGCGGCUGCAUUGGAGAGCGGUGCUACUGAGGGAGAAAGCUCGGCAUGA
Molecule: messenger RNA, 654 nt
Organism: Penicillium verhagenii
Lineage: Eukaryota; Fungi; Ascomycota; Eurotiomycetes; Eurotiales; Aspergillaceae
Product: ankyrin repeat domain-containing protein
Exons: 2
Coding region: 1-654 (217 amino acids)
Molecular function (GO): protein binding
Source: RefSeq, a predicted model, not a curated record